CGGGCGGCGGCGCGGAGGGCGGCGCGGAGGGCGCGGGCCCCGGAGCCAGCGAGCGAGCGGGGCGCCGGGCAGCGGGGAGUCGGCGCCGCGGGGUCGCACCCGACUCGCUCCCGGACACUCGCGAGGCGCCGAGCCGGCAGGAGGUGGAGCCAGCAGCUUCUGCCAUCCCCCUGGCUGCCUCUUGGAGCCCGCCCAGCUCAACCUGACCAAUGUCCACAGCCAGGGAGCAGCCCAUCUUCAGCACACGGGCGCAUGUGUUCCAGAUCGACCCGGCCACCAAGCGGAACUGGAUCCCAGCGGGCAAGCACGCGCUCACCGUCUCCUACUUCUAUGAUGCCACCCGCAACGUCUACCGAAUCAUCAGCAUCGGGGGUGCCAAGGCCAUCAUCAACAGCACUGUCACCCCCAACAUGACCUUUACCAAAACCUCCCAGAAGUUUGGGCAGUGGGCAGACAGUCGUGCCAACACUGUCUACGGCCUGGGCUUUGCUUCUGAGCAACAUCUGACCCAGUUUGCUGAGAAGUUCCAGGAAGUGAAGGAAGCAGCGAGGCUGGCUCGGGAGAAAUCUCAGGAUGGGGGGGAGCUCACCAGUCCGGCCCUGGGGCUCACCGCCCACCAGGUGCCCCCGAGCCCCCUCGUCAGUGCCAACGGCCCUGGCGACGAGAAACUGUUCCGCAGCCAGAGCGCAGAUGUCCCGGGCCCCGCGGAGCGAGAGCGGCUCAAGAAGAUGCUGUCGGAGGGCUCGGUGGGCGAGGUGCAGUGGGAGGCCGAGUUCUUCGCGCUGCAGGACAGCAACAACAAGUUGGCGGGCGCCCUGCGAGAGGCCAACGCCGCCGCCGCCCAGUGGAGGCAGCAGCUGGAGGCCCAGCGCGCAGAGGCCGAGCGGCUGCGGCAGCGGGUGGCUGAGCUGGAGGCCCAGGCAGCUGCUGAGCCACCCUCAAGCAGCGAGGAGGGGCCGGGCCAGUCGCUGGAGCAGCUGGAGGCACUAGUACAAACCAGGGACCAGGAGAUUCAGACACUGAAGAGCCAGACUGGUGGGCCCCGUGAGGCCCCGGACGCAGCCGAGCGCGAGGAGACACAGCAGAAAGUGCAGGACCUGGAAACCCGCAACGCAGAGCUGGAGCACCAGCUGCGGGCAAUGGAGCGCAGCCUGGAGGAGGCGCGGGCUGAGCGCGAGCGGGCGCGGGCCGAGGUGGGCCGGGCCGCGCAGCUGCUGGACGUCAGGCUGUUCGAGCUGAGCGAGCUACGGGAGGGCUUGGCCCGCCUGGCCGAGGGUGCGCACUGAGCUGGCCACCGGGCCCAUGUGGGGUCUGGCCCAUGGGAGCUGGUGUUACAUGAACGAUUCCUGCCUGGGCCAUGGGCUGGGCCGCCGGCGGCACAGUGGGCCAUUUGCCCUGGCAGGGACCAGGGGCCGACCCAGUCCGGGGGGGCCCU
Molecule: messenger RNA, 1435 nt
Organism: Diceros bicornis minor
Lineage: Eukaryota; Metazoa; Chordata; Mammalia; Perissodactyla; Rhinocerotidae
Gene: HOMER3
Product: homer scaffold protein 3
Exons: 10
Coding region: 210-1286 (358 amino acids)
Biological process (GO): regulation of store-operated calcium entry; G protein-coupled glutamate receptor signaling pathway
Cellular component (GO): cytoplasm; plasma membrane; dendrite
Molecular function (GO): G protein-coupled glutamate receptor binding
Source: RefSeq, a predicted model, not a curated record